Pieris macdunnoughi is the source of this 2622-nucleotide messenger RNA. The record is from the annotation of a GenBank genome assembly. NCBI's taxonomy places the organism in Eukaryota, Metazoa, Arthropoda, Insecta, Lepidoptera, Pieridae.
AUGGGUAAACGUAGGCGGUCACGUAGUCAAUCGAUUACGAGUGGUGAUAGUGAUUAUAAACGUCGUCGUCGUGGUUCGACACGCAGAUCGGAAUUGCGCGAGUCAUUGCACGUAAUAAUGACGCGAUUAGGUGCGUUAGAGAAUAGGUCUACUAUAACGACGGAGUACAAUGCAGAAACGCCUGUCCAGUCUACGCCUGGAUCUACUGAAAAAAUCGUAGAAGCAAUUCAAUCCUUAAAGUGGGGUAGUUCACGUGAUUAUUAUGUUUCGAAUUUCGACCCUAAUGUGCACGAUGUCGAUUGUUGGUUCGCGGAGGUAGAUAGGGCACAGGUUCUUAAUAAGUGGAGCGAUUCCGAGUGUUUAUCGCGUAUUGGAUUUUGCCUAAAGGGUGAUGCCAAAUCAUGGUUGGACGAUUGGGUCACGUCUGAUAGAACAUGGAGUAAUUUUAAAAACGAUUUUAAGUCCCUUUGUGUCCAAAAGAUUGAUGUGGCAAAUAUUUUAUAUGAGGUGAUGAGCACGAAUUCCGAUGGUUAUGCUACGUACGCCGAAUAUGCGCGUCGUUCUUUAUUGCGUUUAAGGGUAGUUCAAGGUUUGAGUGACGAACUUAUUAGUGCUAUAGUUAUACGUGGUAUUACUGAUCCUCAUAUUAAAGCCUCUGCUACAAAUCAUAAUUUGAAGCCUUCUGAGUUAGUUAAUUACUUAGCUACUUUCAUUAAGCCCGUCCCGAGUAAAUCAGAAAAGCGUUGGACUUCCGAUAAGGAUAGAUGUUACGACAAGUCUCUUACUUUGAAACGGCAUGUUCCGAGUGUUCCGCUUAAAUGUUUUUCGUGUGGUCGAACGGGUCACAAACAAAUAAAUUGUCGUUCAAAACAAAAACAAUCGGCAAGCGCGAAGCAAAAUCAUACUAGCGCGUCCGUAAUACCCUCCACCAGUGCGAAGGCAACUAAUAGCGAUGUUAACCUGGAAUCGAAAACUAUUUGUGCGUAUUGUAAAAAAAUAGGACAUCAUAAUAAGGAUUGCUUUGCUAAACAGCGUUCAGAUCAAAGGAAGGCGGACGUAAAUUUUUGCUUUCCGCCUAAAAGUCGUAAUUCUAAAGACGUAAUGGUCGGCGUAGUCCAGGGGAUACCCAUUGACGUUCUAAUUGAUAGUGGCGCUUUAGACGUUUCUCUUAUCUCUCAAGCAGUAGUUAACUACUUGUCGUGUUCUUCAAAUCCUACUUAUCGUGAAUUAAAAGGUGUUGGUCACUCUAUCACUCGUGUAUUCUUUUACGUAACUCUCACUAUUGAAUUUGAAGAAAUUAGUCUUGAAGUGGAUCUUUUAGUAGUGCCUAGUGAUAGUAUGAACGCACCAAUCAUAAUCGGUACAGAUGUUUUGAAUCGCGAAGGAGUGGUAUAUGUCCGCUCAGGGGGAUGCCAACGAUUAACUUAUAGUCCGGUCUCUGCGAAAGUUUCGGCGGUAGACACGGAUGAGCAUGCUAUUAGGACGUCGAUAGUCGGUACUGAUUACGAAAAAUUAGUUGAAAUUUUGAAUGAGUUUACCAAGUUUAUGAUUACUGGAACUGCUACAUCGACUGUGACUACUGGUAGCAUGCACAUUCGUUUAAACAGUGAUGCACCCAUAUACUAUAGGCCGUAUAGAUUGUCGUUCAAUGAAAAGCUAAAAGUUCGAGAAAUCAUUGCGGAUCUUUUAUCUAAAGGCAUAAUACGUGAGUCGGAGUCAGCAUACGCGAGUCCUAUACUCUUAAUAAAGAAGAAAGACGGUACUGACCGCAUGUGUGUAGACUUUAGGGCACUGAAUAGAAUCACAAUAAAAGAUAGGUACCCUUUGCCACUAAUUGAGGAUCAUAUUGACCGCUUAGGAAAGGGCAGAUAUUUCACAACCCUAGAUAUGGCUUCUGGUUUUUAUCAGAUCUGCCUGAACGAAGCUUCCAUUCCCCUUACGGGUUUCGUAACACCUGAAGGGCAUUACGAAUAUUUAAAGAUGCCUUUUGGACUGACAAAUGCGCCUGUAGUUUUUCAGCGUAUCAUUAGUGAUACGCUGCGAUCUUUUAUAAAUAAUGGUACCGUAGUAGUGUACAUUGAUGACGUUUUAUUGAUAAGCGAAAGCGUUGAUGCCGGUUUACACAUCUUACGUCAUGUUCUACAGACUUUAACGGAUGCUGGGUUCUCGUUAAAUAUGAAAAAAUGUUCGUUUUUAAACACCGAAGUAGAGUACUUAGGACGCACAAUCACUAACGGUGAGGUUCGUCCAUCUAAAUCUAAAAUAGCGGCAUUAAUAAAUUCUCCGGAACCUAAAAAUGUUCGUCAGGUUAGGCAGUUCUUAGGAUUGGCAGGCUAUUUUAGAAAGUACGUUGAAAAUUAUGCUUUUAAAACCAUGUGUAUUUCGCGAUUAACUAAAAAAGAUGUCGAAUUCAAAUGGGGCGAGGAACAGAAACAAGCUCGUGCUGAUACCAUUAAGUGCUUAACCAGCGAGCCGGUUCUUGCCAUAUUCAAUCCUACUUUGUUGACCGAGGUCCAUACAGACGCUAGUAGCCAGGGUUACGGUGCAGUCCUAUUACAAAUUCAUAGAGACGGUAGUAAAAGUCUGAUUGCCUACUACAGCCAAGUAACGACUGGGCCGUAG